AUGGUGGCAGGCCUUCAGCUCGCCGAAGCCUCUGCCAAGUCUCUCAUCAAAGCCAUCAUGGUGGUGAAAACCCUUCAAGAGGUCCCUCACAAACUGGCGAGGCUCCUCGAUGAAGUCGAGACGUCGACAUAUUACGUCGAGCACAUUUGUUACAACCUAUUGGAGCCUGAUUCUGAAUUCUUCCAGACGAUGAAGUCCCUCAGCCGCUUGUACGGGCUGAUCGGGAGCGUCACCUCUCUGCAGGACGCAACCGACGAAGUCUGCAAAUUGCUAUCACCACUGGUCGAGUUUGGCGGCAACUCGCCUUCCACGAGGAAACCCUUAAGCCGGCUGAUGGAGAAGGAGAUCUCGGGGAAACUUGAGAGGUUAAAACGACUCAACACUGAUGUGGUGCGAGAGAUUUCAGUGGUGGAACUGCAAGUACAGGUGGCGGCCCAUACACUUGCAGUCACGAUGGACACGCUGAUGGCUCAGAGGUUCGCUGAAAUCGGGACACAGCUGGGCGCGUUGACUGCCGAUGUCAAGGACCUCGGCCUCACAUUCACGCAUCCACAGGCUAGCACCAUGCUUGGUGCCUAUAGGAAGAGCCCCAUGUCUGGGUCGACUACCAGCCUUGGAAAAACUAUGUUGACAGAGAACAAAACAACGUCUCACAUAGCCGUCAUGCCAUCAGAUUCGUCAGACAAACUGCCGUCUGUCUCAACGCAACGACAGAGAAGGCAGCUAGAUUUCUGCCUACAACGAGGACGAAGUCCAAGCCUACCCCAAACACCAAGUGGGAGCUUUGGCAAUUCCCACUUGGAUCUUGUACUCUUCAGCAUUCGUACAUACUACACCAAGGGGAACUUUGAUGCAGCACCGGUACUGCUGCUGCCACGGCUUUGGAAGGACUGUAGUGACAGCAUCUAUUUCUUCAAAGUUUCAGACCUCCGAAAAGCCCGGAGACUGCUUGAGAAGGCAACCGUCGCCCACUCUGCCGAUGUAUUCUCUCGAGGAUCCUCCACAGCCCUGAUUGAGAUCCUAAGCACGCUAUCACCUGUCAACACCGCCAGCAACCCCGAUGUUCGCAAGACCUUACUUCUAUAUCUCCAUUCCUUGGCUCUUCGCCAGCUAUCUCGCGAAAGUCCUAUUCUGAUCGUUCUCUCCUGCCUACAUGAGGGCAUGGAUACCACGGACUGGUCUGUGAGGGCACUGACCUGUAUUGUGGACCGCCUGUGCGCCAAUCUCGAUCCAACCAAUCCGGUCAGACUAUUAUCCCAGAAGCGCCUAAUUGCUUUGCUGCGCCGUAGUAGGGACUACGACGGGGCACUGCGCGAUUGGGCUUCGGCUCUGGAUAUCUGUUUCGAUAUCGUCCAAGAGCGAUUCAAUGAAGCCUUCGGACCUAACCUAGAUCCCCAGUGUCACGAUGAGUGUGCUGUGUGGACAAUGGAGGACAUUACCAAGAUAUACGAGAAGAAUGGGAACCUGGAAUUGGCCAUAGCCUGGCUCAAACAGGAGAGGAUAAGCGGCGGUAUUUGCUGA
Messenger RNA from Fusarium fujikuroi IMI 58289, 1521 nucleotides. RefSeq lists its product as uncharacterized. NCBI's taxonomy places the organism in Eukaryota, Fungi, Ascomycota, Sordariomycetes, Hypocreales, Nectriaceae. The record is from RefSeq and is a predicted model, not a curated record. Bases 1 to 1521 code for a protein of 506 amino acids. The transcript is spliced from 3 exons.